AAAGACGAGCCGUCCCAGUUCCUGUUCUUAUAAAUGAGCUGGCGCUGGAGAGUCGAUACCGGAGAAUGAGAGAAACACUAGCGAACCAACUUAGAACCAAACAUUGGACCUGGCUGUCCUUUAGUUUUUACAUAGAUUUUCUCGUGUUUCCAGGUGUGUUAUAACAAUUAAGAUGGCUGUGUCUGCCAGUGCCAGCUUGAGUAAAGCUGUCAAACAGCAGUACAUGGAGCUACCUCAGGGGGGGAAGGUCCAAGCCAUGUACAUUUGGAUUGAUGGGACCGGUGAGGGGCUCCGCUGCAAAACCAGGACUUUGGAUUCUGAGCCCAAAAGUGUUGAAGAUCUGCCUGAGUGGAACUUUGAUGGCUCCAGUACCUACCAGGCUGAGGGAUCCAACAGUGACAUGUAUCUUAUUCCUGCGGCUAUGUUUCGUGACCCAUUUCGUAAAGACCCCAACAAGCUGGUCCUGUGUGAAGUCCUGAAAUACAACCGAAAACCUGCCGAAAGCAACCUCCGAAUCACCUGCAAAAAGGUGAUGGACAUGGUGACAGACCAGCAUCCGUGGUUCGGCAUGGAGCAGGAGUACACCAUCCUGGGCACAGACGGGCAUCCAUUUGGCUGGCCAUCAAAUGGCUUCCCCGGACCACAAGGUCCAUACUACUGUGGCGUGGGAGCUGACAAAGCCUAUGGCAGAGAUAUUGUAGAGGCCCAUUAUAGAGCAUGUCUGUAUGCUGGAGUCAACAUUUGUGGCACAAAUGCAGAAGUGAUGCCAGCUCAGUGGGAGUUCCAGGUGGGACCUUGCGAGGGAAUCGACAUGGGUGAUCAUCUGUGGGUGGCUCGCUUCAUCCUGCACCGCGUGUGUGAAGAUUUUGGCGUCGUCGCCUCUUUUGACCCCAAACCCAUCCCAGGAAACUGGAAUGGUGCAGGCUGCCACACAAACGUCAGCACAAAGGAGAUGAGGGAAGAUGGCGGACUAAAAGCGAUUGAAGAUGCCAUCGAGAAGCUUGGGAAGAGACACCGCUAUCACAUCCGAGCCUACGACCCCAAAGGGGGCCUUGACAACGCACGCCGUCUCACCGGUCAUCACGAGACCUCAAACAUCCACGAAUUCUCCGCCGGCGUGGCUAACCGCGGCGCAAGCAUCCGCAUCCCAAGAAGCGUCGGUCAGGAGAAGAAGGGCUACUUCGAAGACCGCCGCCCUUCGGCCAACUGUGACCCGUACGGCGUGACCGAAGCCCUGAUUCGCACCUGUUUGCUGAGCGAGGAGGGUGACGAACCAACAGAAUACUAAAUUCAUAACAUAGAAACUGAUCUCCACUGCCUUCCCGACUUUACCUUCUUCUUUAAAUGGUACGGUUCCUUCUCCUGCCUCUCCUUCACUGAGAUAAUUCUAACUCACACCUUAAUGCUGUGGCUAUUCAAAAAAAAA
Oryzias melastigma (Indian medaka) is the source of this 1426-nucleotide messenger RNA. It is a transcript of the gene glula, whose product is annotated as glutamate-ammonia ligase (glutamine synthase) a. Gene Ontology annotation, cellular component: cytoplasm. The record is from RefSeq and is a predicted model, not a curated record. Gene Ontology annotation, molecular function: glutamine synthetase activity. Bases 173 to 1288 code for a protein of 371 amino acids. NCBI's taxonomy places the organism in Eukaryota, Metazoa, Chordata, Actinopteri, Beloniformes, Adrianichthyidae. The transcript is spliced from 7 exons.